UCUCUUUUGAAGCACAAAACGAAAGUAAAGCACGAUGACUGGACACUGACAGCAGUGCAGCCAGUAAUUAUUCAAACACUUGUGGGGACCAUCUACACCAAGGACUCUAACUAAAACAAUAAAUUAUACAUAACUAUACAACGUUAGAGAGCAUCCACACUAGAGGAACGUUUAUCGUUCUACACCGAUCAAUCCACUGGUCAACGCGUCCUACUGCACGCCAAAAGGCCUAUUAAUAAAGCGAUUCAACAACAUUUUAUCAUAAGAAAUGGAUUCCACAAAUUAUAUCUCCAGACUGUAUGACUAUGCUCAGAGAAAACGUCAGAUCUCUGACAUCAAGUUUGAGGAGGUUGGUACAGAUGGACCGGAUCAUCUUAAAACCUUCACUGUGAGGGUGGUGAUUAAGGGCCAUGCCUAUCCUAACGGGGUUGGAAAGAACAAGAAAGAGGCCAGACAGAAUGCUGCUAAACAUGCUCUGGCUGGCAUAAUGGAGACGACAGAGCAGAAGGAUGCCUCUGUUUCAUGUCCUCCGUCACCGGCUCCGUCUCCAGCCCCUCCUGUCCGAGCAGUUAUCUCCCAGCCCAACUACGUGUGCUGGCUGAAUGAACACAGCCAUAAGUACAAGCUGUCUAUAAAGGCUUUGGAAGAAACACGUGUUGGACCCAACAACACCUCACAAUGCUGUAGGUAUGUGGUAGGUGAGAAAGAAUACCCAGAGGGCUUUGGGAACACGAAGAAGGAGGCUAAGGAGGAAGCAGCAAUGCAGGUCUAUCUGGAGUUACGUGGCAGUAAUCAGACUACAGGGACUGUAGAUGAAAACUGCAAUAGCACUACUGGAAAACACAAGGAGGAAUUGAAUCCAAAGGUUGUGGUCCUCAGUGAAAAGGUUGAACUCAUGACCAUGAGUCCAGAACAGAAUGUUCCAGAACAAUGCAGCUUCAUUACAACAGAGGAGACCAACUUCAUAGGCAUACUCAACCCAUACUGUCAGAAAAACAAACUGCUUCUUGACUUUAAACUAGAGGAGAAGAGCGGACCGUCACACGACCCUCAAUUUGUUUAUAAAGUAUUGAUUGACAAGAGAGAAUACCCAGAUGGUUUGGGUAAGACAGCCAAAGAGGCCAAACAACAAGCUGCUCAGUUAGCAUGGUCUGCUCUUCAAGAACAGUCUGACUGGAACAGCCAGGUGUCUUGCAGAUCAACAAUUUCAGAAGAUGGAGGACUAUCCUCUCUAACCCCCUCCAGUACACGUCAAGAUGGAGGACUAUCCUCUCUAACCCCCUCCAGUACACGGGAAUCCCAGGAUGCAACGCCAUCAUCCCUGAGUAUUGCAGGAAGUGCCAGUGAGUCCAUCAUAUUCGCAGACUCCGUUAACAUCAGCUCCCCCAAGCAGGACGAAAGCCCUGUAAAUGUGAAGCCUAAAAAAAGACUAGCACCCAACUUCCUGAUGUCACCGGUCAAGACCAAACAGGAAGGUCCCAAUUUAAAAGGCAACAAUUUAGAAACCUUGUCAAGUGGAAGGACAUCCAACCAACCAGUUAAAUCUAGGUUUUUAUCAGAGUUUGACUCGAUAGAGAAGAUUGGCAAAGGAGGCUUUGGCAACGUUUAUAAGGCGCGACGGGAACUGGAGCAGAAGUAUUUUGCCGUGAAGAUAGUACGGAGUAAAGGGAAAGCUAAGCGGGAGGUUGGUGCCUUAGCAGACCUUCAGCACCCCAACAUAGUACGUUACUACACCGCCUGGCUGGAGGACACCGCCUACCGAUGUGACACCGCCUCUGAGAGCGACACCACUUCAGAUUCAGGUAGCAGUUCGUCCUCUGAGUUCCUGUACAUCCAGAUGGAACUAUGUGACAAGAGGACUCUAAAAGUGUGGAUUGACGAGAGGAACGCUCAUCGGAAACCCAAACGCAGGGAGGAGAGUCUACACAUCACCCAGCAGAUAGUAGACGGAGUAGAAUACAUCCAUUGCAAGAAACGCAUACACAGAGACCUAAAGCCUGCUAACAUCAUGUUUGGUAUGAGUGACGGAGAGGGGAAUGGCGAAGUAAAGAUCGGGGACUUUGGUCUGGUGACGGCAGAAGAUAACGAUAACGAUGAAAACCUGCUGGAGAGAACGAAAAGGACAGGAACCAUGUCUUACAUGGCCCCUGAACAGAGGAACAAGACCUUCUACGACAGAAAGGUGGACAUCUUUGCUUUGGGUCUGAUCUACUUUGAACUGCUCUGGAACCUGUCUGGAAUGGAGAAAGCGAAGGUCUGGGAUGAUGUCAGAAGCCAGAAGUUUCCUCAACAGUUCAACACGCAGUUCACCAUAGAGAACAUGGUGAUAGAGGGGAUGCUGUGUGCCAACCCAGAGGACAGACCAGAUGCCACGCAGCUGAAGACAAAACUGAAUGAGUGUUCUAGUGUUCUGACCAGAGAUCGCAACUACCAUCAAGACAACAGAACAGUCUAAAGACAGUCAGUGGAAUUCAUAAAGGGUUUCAGAAUAGUAUUCAGUGUGAUGUAAAAUGCACAACUGAUUCUAGAUCAGUUCUCUACUCUGAGAGCCAUGAAUGCAGGCCCUGAACAUCCAACAAAACAAAUCAAAUCAAAAUGUACUUGUCACAUGUGCCGAAUACAGGUGUAGACCUUACCGUGAAAUGCUUACUUAACCAACAAUGCAUUUCAAGCAAGUUAAGAAAAUAUUUCCCAAAUAGACUGAAGUAAAUAAUAAGAAAAAGUAACACGAUAAAAUAACAAUAACGAGGCUAUAUACAGGGGUUACGGGUACCGAGUCAAUGUGGAGGCUAUAUACAGGAGGAACCGGUACUGAGUCAAUGUGCGGGGUUACAGGUUAGUCGAGGUAAUUUGUACAUGUAGGUAGGGGUAAAGUGACUAUGCAUAGAUAAACAACAGAGCUAUCUGAAUUUCAACUGUAUUUCAUAGACUUUUAAUGUGUCAUAAAUCAUGUGUUUUGACUGGA
This is a messenger RNA of Salvelinus namaycush (lake trout), 2965 nucleotides long. RefSeq names its product interferon-induced, double-stranded RNA-activated protein kinase-like. NCBI's taxonomy places the organism in Eukaryota, Metazoa, Chordata, Actinopteri, Salmoniformes, Salmonidae. The transcript is spliced from 20 exons. Gene Ontology annotation, biological process: protein phosphorylation. Bases 269 to 2455 code for a protein of 728 amino acids. The record is from RefSeq and is a predicted model, not a curated record. Gene Ontology annotation, molecular function: double-stranded RNA binding; ATP binding; protein kinase activity.